ACCGUUAACACUCCAUUGUAAUGGCGCAAACCAAUAUAUGCAAUUAGGCGUCACUGUGUUGUAUCAAUCUCUCCCAGACAAUGGUAACAAUGAGAAACGUCAGCAAAGAAACACCAGCAGCAGAUCAAAACCUAGAUCAUCAGAAGAAUCAGAAGAUGAGCGAGUACGAAAAAUGCAGGGAAGCAAGAAUUAAAGAGAAUUUAGAAAGAAUGAAACAGCUUGGAAUUCUUGAUCUCUCUCUUAAGCUCAAAACUGCUAGCAAGCCCGCCAGGAAUGCUUCAUUAUUUGCUCAAAAAACCCCUCGCCGUGUAUCCCCAAUGCGCAGUGUGGGUCCUGUCCGUCGCUCUUCUAGGUUACGUAAUGUGACCCCAGGCAGCUACUCUGAAUUUGCUUUAUCGAAGAAAGGUUCAUUUGAGACAGAGGAGGAGCUACUGGGAGAGGGCCUUGCACCAGAGGCAUACACAGAAGAACAGAAAAAACUGUUAGGUUGCACAAACAUGAGUUGGACCCGUUGCGUGGAUGGCUAUGGCAAGGAUGGAAAAAGGGUUUAUGAUCCAAUUGAGGGAAGGAGUUGUCACCAAUGCAGGCAGAAAACUCUUGGGUACCGCACUGAAUGUAGCCAGUGCUGUAGAGUUCAAGGACAGUUUUGUGGAGAUUGUUUAUACAUGAGAUACGGAGAGAACGUACUUGAGGCAUUGGAGAAUCCAGAAUGGGUUUGUCCCGUUUGUCGUGGAAUUUGCAACUGCAGUUUAUGCAGGAAUGCAAAAGGGUUGCCUCCCACUGGGUUUUUGUACAGGAAGAUCUCAAAAAUGGGCUUCAAGUCAGUUGCACAUUAUCUUCUUCAGACAGAAGGCCAAACAACCAAUUUAGAGGAGGGUACCAAAGUUCCCCUUUCUGCAAAAAGAUCACUGGCCUUUUUGAAACCGGAAGCAUCAUCCAUGCUGAUGGAAUCGGUUGAUUCCAAUGAUGGCCUCAAAGAAUCUGUAGAAGUGAAGUGUGAAAAGGAUAAGACUGAUGAGGAUCACAAAGAUGAGGGACUUGAUGGCAGAGUAAAUAUAUUGAGGAAAAGAGGAUUAAGGCUAAGUUGCCCUAUCCUGUAAUAUUUAUACUACGACUUUUAAAGACUUACAGGCCCAUGGGCUAUUCUUUUAUUUAACACUCCUCCUCAAGAUGGGCGAUAUAUAUCAAUCAUUCCCAUCUUGUUACAUAUAUUAUUCCACUCUUUAGAUCCUAA
Messenger RNA from Daucus carota subsp. sativus, 1234 nucleotides. RefSeq lists its product as uncharacterized. Gene Ontology annotation, cellular component: nucleus. The record is from RefSeq and is a predicted model, not a curated record. NCBI's taxonomy places the organism in Eukaryota, Viridiplantae, Streptophyta, Magnoliopsida, Apiales, Apiaceae. The transcript is spliced from 5 exons. Bases 81 to 1100 code for a protein of 339 amino acids. Gene Ontology annotation, biological process: regulation of DNA-templated transcription.